Molecule: messenger RNA, 1231 nt
Organism: Oldenlandia corymbosa var. corymbosa
Lineage: Eukaryota; Viridiplantae; Streptophyta; Magnoliopsida; Gentianales; Rubiaceae
Source: the annotation of a GenBank genome assembly
CGCACACGCACACAACAAAACACUUGGAAGAUCAGACCAAACAGACUAAGUCCUGAAAUUCCCCGCAGGCCGCAGGCGCUAACCCGCUGAAUCCGUGAUGAUGAUGAUGAUCUCCAUCACCUGACCCCCGGAAUAAAUCAAACUUCUUUACCGGUCACUUUGUGGUCUUCUUCUUCUAUACUCCUAUAUACAUAAUAUCUGGUGCCGCUGAUUUUCGCACAAGCCGUAGAGUGCAGAAUCGGAUGCAAAUCAUUUUCUAAUUUCUUAUGGAUAGCAACAAUUUCUGGACGGCACCAGGUCCUGCCCUGAGUACAAUCAGCGGUGGAGGAGCAAUACCGGCAGUCACGCACAUUGGUUAUCCGGCGGCUAUGGAUUGGAGGACUCAUCUUCAAGCUGAUUUUCGUCAAAGGGUUCUAAAUAAAAUAUUUGACUCUUUAAUAAGGCAUCUUCCUUUCCAAGGACAAGAAGGAAUGGAAGAGCUAAAGGAAAUUGCUAUUAGGUUCGAAGAAAAGAUAUAUUCUACUGCUACAAGCCAGUCAGAUUAUAUGAGGGAGAUAUCUUUGAAGAUGCUGAGUAUGGAAAAGGAAAACAUGACGUCAAAAUUUCCCAUGGUUAAUACUAUGCAAUCUACAGCUCAAGGCCAGAUGCCUCCAGGUCCUAGUGAGGAUCAAGUAAUCAAUGGAGGAGCAAUGGUCACGAACAUCGCUCCUCAGGCGGUUUUGGAUGCCCAAGAUUGGAAGACUCAACUUCAAGCUGAUUCUCGUGAGAGGAUUAGAAAUAAAAUAUUGUGCACUUUAAUGAGGGAUCUAUCUUUAAGUGGACAAGGAGUAGAAGAGGUUGAUAAAAUUGUUAUGGAAUUCCAGGAAAAGAUGUAUUCUGUUGCAACCAGCCAGUCAGAUUAUCUGAGGAAGAUAUCUCUAAAAUUGCUAAGUGUUACAAAGUCCCAAAUUCCAGGCAAUUAUGGUAAAACUUGUGCGGAUGAAGUUGCCGAAAUUGAGCAGUGAUUAGCUGGCUUAGAAAUAGGACGGAAUUGAACAAGGAAAAUAGGCCGACAAUGAAGCAGAUUAAUUAAUAAAGGCAUAGAUGUUCGAUGAGGGCUCAAUCCAAAUCCAAUAUGCAAUUACUUACCCAGAAAUGGUAUUGCAUUGCUUUUUUUUUCCCCUUAAAUUAGAUGCCCAAACGAGAAUCGAACACUCGAUUUCCUGGUAAUGAUCACCCCACUCAAUCCUCC